Molecule: messenger RNA, 393 nt
Organism: Zygotorulaspora mrakii
Lineage: Eukaryota; Fungi; Ascomycota; Saccharomycetes; Saccharomycetales; Saccharomycetaceae
Gene: RPS22B
Product: 40S ribosomal protein uS8
Exons: 2
Coding region: 1-393 (130 amino acids)
Biological process (GO): translation
Cellular component (GO): cytosolic small ribosomal subunit; ribosome
Molecular function (GO): structural constituent of ribosome
Source: RefSeq, a predicted model, not a curated record
AUGACUCGUACUUCAGUUUUAGCCGACGCUUUGCAAACUAUCAAUAAUGCUGAAAAAACUGGUAAACGUCAAGUCUUGAUUAGACCAUCUUCCAAAGUGAUUAUCAAAUUUUUACAAGUUAUGCAAAGACAUGGCUAUACUGGUGAAUUUGAAUACAUUGAUGACCACAGAUCUGGUAAACUAGUUAUUCAAUUAAAUGGUAGAUUGAACAAAUGUGGUGUUAUUUCUCCAAGAUUCAAUGUAAAGAUUGCUGACAUUGAAAAAUGGACUGAAAACUUAUUACCAGCAAGACAAUUUGGUUACGUAAUCUUAACUACCUCUGCAGGUAUCAUGGAUCAUGAAGAAGCAAGAAGAAAGCAUGUAUCUGGUAAGAUCUUGGGGUUCGUUUACUAA